CCCAUCCUCUUUUUCGUGUAGUUUUUUCGCUGUUGAUUAUGUUUAUUUUGUAAAGAAUUUGCAUUUAUUGAUCUUGUCUACGUAUUAAUAGUAAAUUUUGCAGGUUACGACGUCUACCAACCAUCUUUAGACAUCUAUAAUGGCAAACGAUAGAGAAGUCUUGCGAGAGAUAUGGGAUGGUAAACUACCUAUUUGUUUUCAAUUAGCUCAAGAAGAAAUAAUGGAAAUUCAACAGCCGGAUCCCUUCUAUGUAAUGGUACCAAGGCUGAGUUAUUUUCCACUGGUUACAGACAAGAUGAAAAGACACUUCCUUCGUUUUAUAUCUCAAGAAAAUGCUGAUAAUGAAAUGUGGUUGGACUAUAAUGGCCAGCCAUUAAAAUGGCACUACCCAAUUGGUUUUUUGUAUGAUCUCUACUGUGGUGUCGAUCCACAGUUGCCUUGGACUCUUACUGUGCACUUCACAAAAUUUCCUGAAGAUGUAUUGUUGCACUGCCCUAACAAGGAUGUAGUAGAGGCACACUAUAUGUCAACAGUUAAGGAGGCUGAUGUGUUAAAGCACCGUGGUCAAGUCAUGUCAACCAUGCAAAAGAAAGACCAUAAUCAACUAUGGCUUGGCUUACAGAAUGACAAAUUUGACCAAUUUUGGGCCAUAAAUAGAAGAUUGAUGGAGUCUCAUGGAGAUAAUGAAGGAUUCAAACAUAUUCCUAUAAGAAUUUAUUCUGAUGAUGGGUCCUGUUAUCAACGGCUUGUUUGUCCUAAGAAUCUAGAUGGCAGCAGAAAGGUUUUACAACAAAUGAUUUCAGAAUUAUAUCCUGAUAAAGUAAACUUAAAACUAAGAACACAUGGAAUAACACUGCCUUUGGACACCCCACUGCAAUGGCUCUCAGAACAUAUGAGUUACCCUGAUAAUUUUCUUCACCUUUGUAUAUGUUGAAUGACUCAUGUUGUUUGUGGAAGCUUUCAUAAUGUUAAAUGUGCAGCUACAUCAAGUUUUUGUACACACCUAAAUGAACUACUAGAAGUAGUCGAGAUAAUCACUGAUGCUUAGCGAAAUGCAAUUGUAUAUAUCCCUAGUCAUAAAGUUAAAUAAAAUGCAAUGUAAAGACCAAUUUUUGCUUUAAAAAUAGGCACAGCGAUCGGCCGUGAUUAUCUCUGAAUAGAAAAGUAAUGGAAUUACAUACCAUUAUAAUUUUAAUUGGUCGCCAGGCAUUACCAGUUUAUUUUAUUACUCAAAAAAUAUCCAAAAUAAUAUAUUGUAAUAGUUUUAAUACUGAGAAAUUAAUGGAAGAAGUUGGAGCUUAAUAAAAUUUUUAACUAUAAAGAUAAUGUAUUUUUAUUUAACCAGUAAAGUGCAAGUUUUUUUUUUAUUAGUUAAGUAAAUCUACAAUAGAAAAAGUUGUUUGACAAAUCAUAUUCUGGUCAAUGAUAUUACAGAACUAUAGAUAUGUUACGUUCAUAGAAAUUACGAUUUUAAUCCGUGCCGAGCUAUUCCAAAUUGCACACAUUGACAAAUGUAACUGAUAAGUGAAACAAAAGAUACGAAAUAGCACGCAAAUGAAAGAGAUAGCUAUAGUUUUAACGAUUCUGCACUAACUAAUCUAUGUCCGCAGCGCACGCAUCCUUAUCGCUCUAACGUCAAAACAAGAUCGCUUUCUCUUUCUUAACUUGAACAUGGCGCAUGGCGUCUUGAUUGUUUGCAUAAAUAAUUGAAAAUAUAAAUACUAAAUAAUUUUGCAUAAUCACAUGUGGUAAGAGAUCCC
Messenger RNA from Ostrinia nubilalis (European corn borer), 1760 nucleotides. It is a transcript of the gene Atg5, whose product is annotated as autophagy protein 5. Bases 140 to 934 code for a protein of 264 amino acids. The transcript has 5 exons. NCBI's taxonomy places the organism in Eukaryota, Metazoa, Arthropoda, Insecta, Lepidoptera, Crambidae. Gene Ontology annotation, cellular component: phagophore assembly site membrane; Atg12-Atg5-Atg16 complex; cytoplasm. Gene Ontology annotation, biological process: C-terminal protein lipidation; cellular response to nitrogen starvation; autophagosome assembly. The record is from RefSeq and is a predicted model, not a curated record. Gene Ontology annotation, molecular function: Atg8-family ligase activity.